GCUGCAAUCGCGCUGCUCAGCACUAGUUCUGAGCCGUUUUCCGCCCCCCGCCAUGGCGAUCGACCUGCGGAUGACCGGUUUUCUGGACAGCCUGGACAAAGCCAUGGACCGGGUGCGCGUGGUGCUCGACGCGGCAAAGUGUCCCUGCUUCGCCUCGGACGUACACCACCAGUACUCCGACAAGUACCUCCUCGCCGAGUUCAUGACGCGCGCUGCGAUGGCCUCCCAGGUGAAUUGCCUGUCGACGCUGGGCCUCGAUGCCGAGAAGCUCUCGCGGCUUCGUGCCUGGGCGGCAUCGCAGGCCGCUUCCCUGGAGUUCACCGCCGAAGAGCGCUGCGGCUUUGCCCGGGAGGAAACCCGAGAGGUGGCGAGUGCGACGAAGGUUGUGGAUGAGGUGUCCGUCAUGGGCUCGGUCCGAAGCGCGCUGACCAGCAAGGUUGUCACCACAGUCACGGAGUACUUCUGGACCGUUUCGGUCUCCUACAGCUUGGUAGCCGUGCGAGGCGCGGGGGCUGCGGCCGACGACCGGUUGCAACUCUUUGCCCGAGCGGGCAGCGAGGAGUUGAAGACGACAUCGAAGUCGGCUCCUCGUCCAGAGAUGUUGUCGCAUCCCAAGCUCAGCGUUAAUGUCAGCUGGUUGGUGCUGCACCUCUCAGACUCUGCCACGCCCUGCUUCGGCAUCGACCGCGUGCAUGGUAAGUGCCACACGCCGCGUCGCAACAGCGACGUCGGGGAUGCCCUGGAGCAUUUCUCGCGCGUGGCGGCGUGGGCGCGCAAGGUUGCGGCGUACCUGCAGCGCCUCCUUGACAUCCCGCUGGACGAGGCUUCCUGGGACAGGAGCGCCAUCGGCCGCGACCAGCCGCUGAUACCUGUGCUCCCCCUGCUGCAGGAGCGGCACGGGGGCGAGGAUGGCAGCGUGGCGGCCGACGACCGCGCAACCCCGGCUCCGGCAGGGACCGCGGGCCUCGUCGCCACCGUUGGCCCUGCCACGGAGGGCCUCUCGGGCAGCGCGCUCUUGGGCCUCUCCGACAUGAACCUCCUGCUCGAGGAGGAGGCGCGGGCCCUGCGGCAGAAGUCCGCCGCGCUGGCGGAGGCCCUCCCCAGCGCCGACGGCGGGCGCCUCGCCACCGCCGCCGAGGCGAGGCUUGCGGCCACGCUGGCGCACUGCGCCUCGGUCUGCAGUCAGCUGGCAGCCGCCAUGGACUACAUCGAGAGCAUGCUUCGGAGUCAGCUCGUCGCUGCCAUCGGCAAGGAGGUGACGCCAGCUGCCUUCGCGGAUUACAUGAGGUUCCACUGCCGUCGGCUCUUCGCUGCACCGUACGCCCCAUCGCCGUUUUGCUUCGCGGUGCGCCGCUCCGAGGGUCACUCGCCCGAGGGCACCGUGAGCAUCGAGCAGGAGCCUCGCGACCCAGGCGCUGAGUCCAGCAUUGCCGAGCCCAUCGUGACCAUGGUCGCGCGGAGCGAGAGGUCCCACCCGAUGCAGUUCCCCCUCAGCGCCUCCGCCAACGUGACCUUCAAGGGGGACCGCUACCUGCACGCCUGGCUCAGCCACCAGUUCACUGGGCACGCCAACCCCAAGCUCGCACUGGUCUCCAAGGCACGCCAAUUCAGUUCGAUGAUCGUUAUGGUGGGCCGCAUUGUCUCGGCAAGCGUCUUCGAGCCGAAAUGCGCGGCCAUUGUUCAGAACAAGGACGAGCUCAGUAUACCCCUAGAACUGUCCACGAUCCCGACGCCCAAGGAGUUCAGGGACGCUAUCGAGUCGUUGUCGCCAGAGCAGCAGCGCUUCGCCAAGGCUUUCCGCGCCAUGCAGCUGGAAAGCACGCUCUUCGGCGUCCUCGUGAUUCAGAUCAAGCCGCAGCUCGAGAAGGUGCUGAACCUUCCGGAGGACAGCCUCGCGAAGGAGAUAAAGCUGACGCAGGACUUGAUGCAGCUCUUCAUCAAGUAUCAGCUUCCCAGCGACCUGCUCUCCUUCGACGCCUCGACCUUCGCGCGGGCCCAGGCCCCCGGCGACGCCUCGACCUCCGCGCCGGCCUGGGCCGCCGAGGCGGCCCGCGGCGAGCUGGUGGGCGGCGCCACGGCCUCGGAGCGCCUGUCGGCGGUCCGGGAGAGCGUCAAGGCCAUGAUGGCAGUCAUCGAGGACGAGAAGAAGGAGGAGCUCCAGGAGAGGACCCUGGAGGCGCGCUUCGAGGCUCCACUUGUGGACCGCGGCGUGAUGAUGGACGACCUGUGCGACACGAUGAUGCCGGCCAGCAUGCCGGCGCCGGCGUCGGCCAGCACGAGUGUGGGCCCGAAGAGGGCAGAAAGGAUGCGCUCCAGGAGGUCCGUGGCGGAGAGCGCAGUUGCAAUGAAGUGCGCGGUGCCGUGCAGUGCUCCUGUGCCACCCACGGCGGCUGCGGCGGCGGCUCCAGUGCCCGCCACGGCACAGGCGGCCCCGGGAGCGGGGUCGGCGCGAGUACCCCCAGCGCAGCCGUCGCAGUGGCAGCGGCCCGCUGGCGACGGAGCUGGGGAUCGGGUCAGCGAGGACGCCGCCAGGGAUUACACCCGCGUGCCCAGGGAGAUGGACCAGCAGUUCGAGGCCCUGGACACAGACAGCGCCCUGCGGCCCACCAUCAUCACCCCUGGCGACCUCUGGCGCAAGAGGUCGCAGAGGGCCCUCCUGGCCAAGCCCAGCGACGCCACCCUGGACGGCGACGAGCAGAAGCGGGAGCGCGUCGCAGCCUUCGACCUCCUCGACGCCCUGACGAAGUCCGGCGCCCUGCCCGUGGAGGCCGCGAGCCUCCACGUUCUGGUGGCUGCCACGCACUGCUUCGACAAGAGCGUCACGGACACCGUCGUCCAGGACAACGUGUCGCCCAUUGAGAAACGCUCUUCCUUGAUCAUGGCGGCCACGGUGCACCAGGUGCCGGUGGCGGCCCUGCUGGAGGGCUCGCAGCUCUCGCGGGUGCGCAGCAGCUGCCCAGCGCUCUUCGUGGAAGACGGCGAGGCGAACGCCGUGGCCUGA
This is a messenger RNA of Prorocentrum cordatum, 3001 nucleotides long. NCBI's taxonomy places the organism in Eukaryota, Dinophyceae, Prorocentrales, Prorocentraceae. The record is from the annotation of a GenBank genome assembly.